This is a messenger RNA of Nematostella vectensis (starlet sea anemone), 1956 nucleotides long. Its product is annotated as tubulin alpha-1 chain. Gene Ontology annotation, biological process: microtubule cytoskeleton organization; mitotic cell cycle. The coding region runs from base 99 to 1451 and encodes 450 amino acids. Lineage: Eukaryota; Metazoa; Cnidaria; Anthozoa; Actiniaria; Edwardsiidae. Gene Ontology annotation, cellular component: microtubule; cytoplasm. The record is from RefSeq and is a predicted model, not a curated record. Gene Ontology annotation, molecular function: GTP binding; structural constituent of cytoskeleton. The transcript has 5 exons.
CCAAAGGGUGGUCACUGCAGCUUGGAGGAAGUUACAGCGUAGCUCGUGGUACUUCAAGACUCGCCGAGAUCCAUCCUUUAAACUGCUCAAUUCAGACCAUGCGCGAGUGCCUCUCUAUUCACGUGGGCCAGGCGGGAGUGCAGAUUGGCAAUGCAUGCUGGGAGCUGUAUUGUCUUGAGCACGGAAUACAGCCAGACGGACACAUGCCAAGUGACCAAUCAGCGGACAGAUGUGAUGACUCGUUCAGCACCUUCUUCAGCGAGACGGCCUCAGGGAAACACGUCCCGAGAGCUGUUUUUGUUGAUCUUGAGCCCACGGUCAUAGACGAGAUUAGGACUGGGACCUACCGUCAGCUCUUCCAUCCAGAACAGAUGGUCACCGGCAAGGAGGAUGCCGCUAACAACUAUGCUCGCGGGCACUACACUGUCGGCAAAGAACUCAUAGACGUUGUCCUAGACAAGAUAAGGAAAUUGGCUGAUCAGUGCACAGGUCUCCAAGGAUUCCUGGUUUUCCACUCAUUCGGUGGUGGCACGGGAUCUGGAUUCUCCUCGCUAUUGAUGGAGCGUCUCUCAGUAGACUACGGCAAGCGAUCAAAACUGGAGUUUGCCGUGUACCCAGCUCCCCAGAUCUCAACUGCAGUGGUUGAGCCCUACAACUCCAUCCUGACCACCCACACCACUCUGGAGCACUCUGACUGCGCCUUCAUGGUGGACAACGAGGCCAUCUACGACAUCUGCCGCCGCAACCUGGAUAUCGAGAGACCCACCUACACCAACCUGAACCGUCUGAUUGGUCAGAUCGUGUCGUCCGUCACAGCCUCUCUACGAUUUGACGGCGCCUUAAAUGUCGACUUGACAGAGUUCCAGACCAAUUUGGUCCCUUACCCCCGGAUCCAUUUUCCGCUGGCGACAUACGCGCCCGUGAUCGGGGCCGACAAGGCGUACCACGAGAAUAUGAGUGUAGCAGAGAUCACAAGCGCGUGCUUUGAGCCGUCCAAUCAGAUGGUGAAGUGUGACCCUAGGUACGGCAAGUACAUGGCUUGCUGUCUGUUGUACAGGGGUGAUGUGGUCCCCAAGGAUGUGAACUCGGCAAUCGCUGCUAUCAAGAUGAAGAGGACCAUUCAGUUCGUUGACUGGUGUCCAACUGGAUUUAAGGUCGGCAUCAACUACCAGCCACCUACUGUUGUCCCUGGCGGUGACCUGGCCAAGGUGCAGCGUGCCGUGUGCAUGUUGAGCAACACCACAGCCAUCGCCGAGGCCUGGGCUCGUCUGGAUCACAAGUUUGAUCUGAUGUACGCCAAGCGGGCCUUUGUGCACUGGUAUGUGGGUGAGGGUAUGGAGGAAGGAGAGUUCUCCGAGGCUCGUGAGGAUCUGGCAGCCCUUGAGAAGGAUUACGAGGAGGUCGGGGCCGACUCGCCUGACGACAGCGUUGUUGACGAAGACGAGUUUUAGGGACUGGGUACUAAUGAGUUGAAGGCGUGGAUACUAAUGCAUUGGGAACCUGGCUUUGGCUGCUUUAACAAAUUUCUGGGUAGCCUAUAGAGCAUGCUCGAGGAUGCAUUGUUUUUUUUGGCCUCGAAAACCUUAAGUAGUGUCCGCAAGUAUCUCCGAGCAUAUCUAUCAGGUCAUUACCUAAAGUCAUUCUUGUAGUUUAGGUACUGUAAUGCCGUCACACGAAUUUAUACGAAAAUGACUUCUUGGUCCGGUUUCCGAUGGGUUUAACUUUUCCACGUUCACCAAAGAAGGCCCAAUCUCCAAUACUCUGACAAUUUAGUAUUAAAUAUAUUUUAGCUUCUUGCCAGUGGAUCUUGCUUCUUUCCGCGGAUCAAGUUUAUAUUUAUUUGUAUUUAGUAUAAUGAUUUUGUAACUAUUUAGUAAAGACAUCCAGUAUUUAGUAAAAUGUUAUAGUUUUUAACUAGUAAGCCAUAAAUAAUAAUACUAUUAAUAAUAAUAAUAA